Molecule: messenger RNA, 720 nt
Organism: Lasiodiplodia theobromae
Lineage: Eukaryota; Fungi; Ascomycota; Dothideomycetes; Botryosphaeriales; Botryosphaeriaceae
Exons: 1
Coding region: 1-720 (239 amino acids)
Source: RefSeq, a predicted model, not a curated record
AUGAAGAAGCCCGCAUCAACAGUUAGGGCCUUGUCCCCAGCGAAGCCGCCGAAAGUAGCCAUCGCCAAAUCAGCACGCAAGAAGCUCACCAAAUCGGCCCCGACUUCGAAAGCCACCUCUGCGAAACCUUCGUCCGGGGAGAAGAGCGUCCCAAAAGCCGCGUCUACCGCUGCGUCUGCGUCUGCUUCCACCCCUGCACCUGCAUCCAGACCAUCAUCUACACGCGCGCCGUCAGCGACUCAUGCGGCGGCCGCCAGACCGGCUGCCAACAUCAAAACCACCACCACCACCACUAGUAGCAAGGCGCCCACGGUCGUAACCACGGCCGCAGCCCCCAUGGACGAUGCCACUUUUGCCGCUCAGCGUGCUGCUGCGCUAGCUGCCUUGCGCGAGCAGCAUGCGCACCACUGCAGCGUGGGCAAGCAGGCAUUGGCCGCAACGGCGCAAUCGGUCGCAGCGGCUCCGACAGUAGCGCAGACGGAAGAACCGGUUGAGAUGGCCCAGGCGGAGAAUCAGCCGCUGAUCGACGUGCGGGUGUCAAAGAGCGCGGUGGUCACGUUGGUACAAGCCUUGGCCUUCGUAUGGGCAAUCGUCGCGGGCUGGUACAUGCUGAGCGUGCUGGGGAAAGGGUUGCUGGUCGUGCUAUGGCCUGUUCGAUGGAUAUUCAAGGGGAUCGCGAUGCUGGGUGGAUGUGUGAGGGGUGGCGGAUGGGGUGGCUGA